Messenger RNA from Eubalaena glacialis (North Atlantic right whale), 3637 nucleotides. RefSeq names its product metal regulatory transcription factor 1 (gene MTF1). Gene Ontology annotation, cellular component: nucleus. Lineage: Eukaryota; Metazoa; Chordata; Mammalia; Artiodactyla; Balaenidae. The coding region runs from base 140 to 2392 and encodes 750 amino acids. The transcript is spliced from 11 exons. Gene Ontology annotation, molecular function: RNA polymerase II cis-regulatory region sequence-specific DNA binding; DNA-binding transcription activator activity, RNA polymerase II-specific. Gene Ontology annotation, biological process: positive regulation of transcription by RNA polymerase II; central nervous system development. The record is from RefSeq and is a predicted model, not a curated record.
UGAUGGGAGCCAGUUGGAAAGACCCAUGGACAUCCCCAAAGAGCUCUGGAUGAUGGUUGAUUACCUGUACCGAAAUGCCAUCCAGCAGACAGGUCACUACCUUUCCAUUUCUCACAAUUGGGCUGAGCACGACUGAACCAUGGGGGAACACAGUCCAGACGACAGCAUCAGCUACUUUGAGGUAGAGGAAGAUGAGCUGACCCCCGAUGACAAGAUGCUCAGGUUUGUGGAUAAGAACGGACUGGUGCCUUCCUCAUCUGGAACUGUUUAUGAUAGGACAACUGUUCUUAUCGAGCAGGAUCCUGGCACUUUGGAAGACGACGAUGACGACGGACAGUGCGGAGAACACUUGCCUUUUCUAGUAGGGGGUGAAGAGGGCUUUCAUCUAAUAGAUCAUGAAGCAAUGUCCCAGGGUUAUGUGCAACACAUUAUCUCACCAGAUCAGAUUCAUUUAACAAUAAACCCUGGUUCCACGCCCAUGCCAAGAAAUAUCGAAGGUGCAACCCUCACACUGCAGUCGGAAUGUCCAGAAACGAAACGUAAAGAAGUAAAGCGGUACCAGUGCACCUUUGAGGGCUGUCCCCGCACCUACAGCACAGCAGGCAACCUGCGCACCCACCAGAAGACCCACCGGGGAGAGUACACCUUUGUCUGUAAUCAGGAGGGCUGCGGCAAGGCCUUCCUCACCUCCUACAGCCUCAGGAUCCACGUGCGGGUGCACACGAAGGAGAAGCCCUUUGAGUGCGACGUGCAGGGCUGUGAGAAGGCGUUCAACACGCUGUACAGGCUGAAAGCACAUCAGCGGCUUCACACAGGGAAGACGUUUAACUGUGAAUCUGAAGGCUGCAGCAAGUACUUCACCACGCUCAGUGAUCUGAGGAAGCACAUUCGAACCCAUACAGGAGAAAAGCCAUUUCGGUGUGAUCAUGAUGGCUGUGGAAAAGCAUUUGCAGCAAGCCACCACCUUAAAACUCACGUCCGUACACAUACUGGUGAAAGACCCUUUUUCUGCCCCAGUAAUGGCUGUGAGAAAACAUUCAGCACUCAGUACAGUCUCAAAAGUCACAUGAAAGGUCACGAUAACAAAGGAAAUUCAUACAGUGCACUUCUAAAUCACAAUGGAUCAGAGGAUACAAAUCACUCACUUUGUCUGAGGAAUUUAAGCCUUCUGUCCACAGAUUCCGAAUUUCAAGAAAAUUCCAAUACAGGCCAGAACACUUUCAGCACACUUUCACCAGCAAUCAUUUUUGAACCAAUGUUCCAGAAGUCAGAUGAUCCAGCAAUUCAGGAAGAUCCUCAACAGACAGCUGCCUUGAUUGAAAAUUUUAAUGGUGAUGCAGAGUCAGUCAGUGAUGUUCUGCCAUCCACAAGACAUUCAGCAUCUUUAUCUAUUCCACUUGUACUGCAUCCUGGCAUCUCCGAGCCACCCCAGCCUCUACUACCAGCCUCAGCACCGUCUGCUCCUCUGCCUGCUCCCUCCCUAGGAACUGGUUCCCAGCAAGCUGCAUUUGGCAACCCCCCUGCUCUCUUACAACCUCCAGAAGUGCCUGUUCCCCACAGCACACAGUUUGCUGCUAAUCAUCAAGAGUUUCUUCCGCACCCCCAGGCACCGCAGCCCAUCGUGCCGGGACUUUCUGUUGUCGCUGGGGCUUUGGCGUCAGCAGCGGCAGUGGCGUCAGCCAUGGCAGCACCGCCGCAACCACAGAGUACUACUGAGCCCCUGCCGGCCAUGGUCCAGACUCUGCCCCUGGAUGCCAACUCCGUCCUAACUAGUAAUCCCACUAUAACCAUCACCCCGACUCCCAGCACGGCUCUCCUGCAGCCCAGCCUCGUCAUGGGAGAACAGAACUUACAGUGGAUACUGAAUGGUGCCACCAGCUCACCACACACCCAAGAACAAAUUCAGCAAGCAUCUAAAGUUGAGAAGGUGUUUUUUACCACUGCCGUACCAGUAGCCAGUAGCACAGGGAGCGCUGUACAGCAGAUCGGCCUCAGCGUCCCUGUGAUCAUCAUCAAACAAGAGGAGGCCUGUCAGUGUCAGUGUGCGUGCCGGGACUCCGCCAAGGAGCGGGCGGCCAGCAGGAGGAAGGGCUGUCCUUCCCCUCCCGCUCCGAGCGCCCAGCCUCCGGAUGAGCCCAGCCUGAAGCUACCACCGCAGACUUUUUCCCCGCCCCCGAUCCCCCUGUCGUCCUCCUCCGCCGCAUCCUCUUCCUGUGAGCAAAGCAGACAAGCAGUGUCUCCUUCAGACCCUCAGACAGAAACGUUACGUGCCAUGGAUAUGUCAGAGUUUCUGUCCCUCCAGAACCUGGACACGCCGUCCAAUCUGAUUCCCAUUGAAGCACUACUGCAGGAGGAGGAGGAGAUGGGCCUGACCAGCAGCUUCUCCAAGUGAAAGGCCCAGAUGUGCUCACCUCCAGGAACAGAGGCCGAGCAGGAGGCAGAAGGUGCGAUGCCUACCGUCAUGGGGUCAGCAGUUUGAAGGAGGAAGAAAUCUACUGUUUGAAAUCCUCACCUUUCAGACAUAUUUUCUUUAUUCAUAUCCCAGGAGCAUCCAUUUUUAAGGAACUGAUCUUUGGAGAAAAAAAAAAAAACAAACAAAAAUGGAACAAAACAAAAAAAAAAGCUAAGUUAUAAAUGAACUGUUUGGCUGCACUGUAUGUCACUUUUGCUUAUUGUCAUGUGAACGUGGAAAUUAAGGUUACUCGUAUGCAUAAAAAUUCUAAAUGAAAGGGUGUGGUUUCCAUCAAUCUGAUGCUGCCCAUCACUUGCACUGGGGUCUUUGUAGUCUGGGCAGUAGAGUUCAGCGUGUCGGGUGUUGCUGCUCCUUCUCUGUCUUUUGAGUCUGAGGCUGAAGCUUGCUUGGAAGGCCAGACCCUCACUCCAUCAGAGAGGGAAGUGGCAAAGGCGGGUCAGACAGCCGUGAGCUGGACAGGGAUCAAGUGAGAUGGUUUCGUUGUCUGCGCUUGGUGUUGGUGGAGCUCAGGGUGACCAUGGCAGGCGUCAUCCUGCAGCCCAAGUGGGCAGCUAAAAGCCUGGCCCGAGGCCGCGGGGACGGUCCGCUUCCGCAGGGACCCCAGGCAAGUUGUUGACUGCUCUCUGUCCAUGACGCAUGUGCAGAACAGGCUCUAGUGAUGUGAUCACAGUCUUUGCCUUCGGGUUCUCUCUUUCUCCGUUGGUUGCCAGGGCUUGCAGAUCACAGUGAAUUUUUCUCGGGGAACAUCCCUGCUUUGUCCUAGAGUGGACAUGUGGUUUAUGGCCAGUCGCUGGCUGGUGGUCUGCCUUCCUUGAAGGGUAUCUUCUUCCUCAGAGCAGAAGAGCUGCAUUUUGCUGAUCGGGAGAAGGUGCAGCUUCACAGGAGUUCUGUUCAGGCGGCGUGUCAUCGGCAGGCCGGGUGUCCUGGUUCCGGGUUCCAGCCAGGCUUUUGGUUGCCCCCUCCCAUCUCCGCCCCUCAGCCCUCUGGGUUUUGCAUACAGCCUAGUACAGUGCAAAGAAGGAUGUGACUUGCUCAGCUUAGUCAUAUGAUUUCUAAACAAAAAACAAAAAAAGAAAAAAAAAAACCCACAAAGCGAUGAUCUUCUACUCAGGGUAAAACAAAAAAAUUCCCCUUCCACCAAAAAGCCUGAAAUGUUGCAAUAAG